This is a messenger RNA of Eimeria acervulina, 2505 nucleotides long. Its product is annotated as protein phosphatase 2C, putative. NCBI's taxonomy places the organism in Eukaryota, Apicomplexa, Conoidasida, Eucoccidiorida, Eimeriidae. Gene Ontology annotation, molecular function: protein serine/threonine phosphatase activity; cation binding. The transcript is spliced from 5 exons. Gene Ontology annotation, biological process: protein dephosphorylation. The record is from RefSeq and is a predicted model, not a curated record. The coding region runs from base 1 to 2505 and encodes 834 amino acids.
AUGGGCACCUAUCUCUCCAGUCCCCUAUCGGGGAAGGAGGUGGCUUCGGGGGCCUGCGAGUCUAUGGGCCUCCGCUGGGGUGUAUGCAGCAUGCAGGGCUGGCGCGUUUCUAUGGAGGAUGCCCAUUUAGUGCUGUAUGCCAAGCGAGUGGGAGGUGCCUCAGCAGCAAAUGCUGCGGGUGGUCCUUCCUACGCUUCUCCGCGCGAGGGAGCCCCUUUGGAGGUCGCAGGCGUUCAGCAGCAGCAGCAGAAGGACGAGCUAAGCCCGCUGGGGCCCAGACUGUCUGCGGGUGGGGUGCAGCAGCAGCUGCUUUCUCAGCUGCUCUUGGGGUCGGGAUCGGGACCGGGAUUGGGAGUAGGCUCUCAGCGCGGCUCGGACGGUUGUUAUGUCUUCCUGCCAGCGGAGGUGGAGAUGCAGAAGGAUGAGGUGGGGGGUGUGUCCUCCUCAGCUGUUGCUGCCCCGGCAACAGCAGCAGCAGCAGCAGCAGCAGAAGAUGGGGGGGAUGCGGCUGAUGGUGAAGCAGCGGAAGCUAUUGAAGGAGACGCAUCAGCAACCCCCAGCGGCAAGAAGACCAACAAAGUCGGCAGAGUUGUGCGGCGCCAGUUUACAUUGAGGCGCCGGGGCACCCCUGCUGCUACUGAAACUGAUGCGGCUGAGGCUGCGGGUGCUGGCUCUUCUGGUGCUGCGCUGGGUACGGCUGCUUCUGCGGGGCUCCCUCCUGCCUCAGUAGGUAGGGGGGGCCCUUCUGGGCAAGAGGCUGUUGGGGGCCACUCUGCGUGGGGGCUCGGCACUCCGUCUAGCCAGACAGUGCAGCACGCCGAUUUGUGCAUAUUUGCUGUCUUUGAUGGCCAUGGAGGCGCCCACGUGUCCAGGUUUGCUGCUGCACACAUGAAGCCGCUCCUGGAGUGCCAGCCCGCCUUCCACCGAGGAGACCUCAGCACCGCGCUGCGGAACGCAUAUUUACGGAUAGAUGAUUUACUGCGGGAGGAGAGCAGCCAAGACGACCUGCUGUAUCUGACUUCCCAUUCGCCCCAUCAGCUGCUGCAGCACAAGCUGCAGCUCCAGCAAGAACAGCAGCAGCAUCAACACGAACAGGACGCCAGUGCCGCCGCAGCACCCGCACAGCACAAAGGGCUCAGGUCCACCCUAUCGAACCUGGGGCAGCACUUCGGCGUGAAGUCCCAGCAGCAGCAGCAGCAGCAGCAGCAGGCAGCAGCGGGGCAGGUAAGUCGCACAGGCGUGAACAGCAGCUCUUUGGGGGAGGCCCCUAGCAAGCAACAAACGGGGGCUAUUGCUGCUCGGAGCACCGAAGAAGAGCUGCACGGCAGAUCGCUGCGGAGUCCUGGAGAAGACUCGCUGGCAACGUUCAGUAUCCAGGCCACAGCAGCAACUGCAGCUGCAGCUGCCACUGCAGCAGCAGCAGAGAGAAGCACAGCGCGCAGCGGAGCCGCUGCUAUCCUUGCUGCGUACGCAGCGAAUGGCCCCGAUGGUCCGCCAACUCCCCGAAGCAGUUUGACUUACGUCUCAGAACCAGACAGUCAAGCAGCAGCAGCAGUUGCUGCAGCAUCAACAGCGGCAGCGGCAGCAGUGGCUGCAUCGGAUCCCCCUGCUGCUGCGUCUGAGGAGGAGGUGGCAGCAGCAGCAGCAGCAGCAGCAGCAACAGUUGCAGCAGCAGCGACAGGGACCGGACCUCCGGAGGAGACAGGAGCCACCAAGAAAGGCAAGAAGCUUAGUUUCUCAGGACUUGUUGAUGUUGUCACCCGCACCGUGGGCCUCAAUAGACUCUUUGGGCGCAGCAACGGCAGCAGCAGCAGCGGCAGGUCUCUCGCCAGCACUGCGGGCAGUACCGCCCUCACAGUGUGUGUUACUAUCCGGAUAUAUGCAGCCGGGGGGUUUCUAGAAAUGGGCCGUGUGAAUGGGAAUUUGAAUUUGUCGCGCGCGUUGGGCGAUUUGGUGUACAAAGCAGAUGACAGUCUUCCUCCCGAGAAGCAGAUCCUCUCCGGUUGCCCAGACAUCGUGGCAGUGAACAGAGACCCCGAGAGGGAUGAGUUUCUCGUGAUCGGAUGUGACGGCAUUUGGGAACUGCUGUCGUCUGCUGAGGUGGUGGAGUUCGUGAGGCGGCGAAUUGAGCACACUCCGGACUUGUGUCAGAUCCUGAAGGAGCUGUUUGACUCAUUGAUAUCUCCCAACCCAGCGCUCUUUGAGUAUGGUUGCGACAACAUGACGGCAUUUAUAGUGGACCUGCAGGCAGAGAAGCGGCGGCAUCAUCCCGCCGGUGGUGCGUCAGGCACAGCUCUGCAGGCCUCGCAGGAGCACCAGGAGCAGCAGGACACGCGGCGCUACAGCAAGACUAGCAGCACGGAGAGCCUUUCCGGCUCCGUUUAUGGAGAUGGAGAACUCAAGCAAACAAACCAACACGGACUCUCCCAGGAAGGCCAGCAGCAGCAGCAACAACAGCAGCAACAAGAGGGACACUCACAGGAGGAGAGAAGCGAGCGGCCGUAG